Heterobasidion irregulare TC 32-1 is the source of this 939-nucleotide messenger RNA. RefSeq lists its product as uncharacterized. The record is from RefSeq and is a predicted model, not a curated record. The coding region runs from base 1 to 939 and encodes 312 amino acids. Lineage: Eukaryota; Fungi; Basidiomycota; Agaricomycetes; Russulales; Bondarzewiaceae. The transcript has a single exon.
AUGUCCACCUCAACCAACCCAAACCCCGAGACUCCAGUGUCCGACACCGUCACCCAAGCUCAAUUCCAUGGUCUCGCAACCGAGGUCUCGAGCCUGACAACAGGGAUGGCCAACCUGCAGCUCCUGCUACAAACAGCCCUCCAGGCGGCCGCCAACCUUCCCCCCGAAGCGGCAGCUGCCCCGGCUCCGGCACCGGCACCAUCCGCCGUGGCGCCCACAGCUGCCGACGUGCUUUCAUCGCACGUCCCCAGCUUCGUGCCACCCGCAUCCACCAAUCCUGCCGCUGGUGCGUCCCCUUCCCUCCUCUCCCAAUUCCCCUUGGUCGAGGCGGCAGUCAUCACGGCCAUUGUGACCCAUGAAUUUCGGUCCUCGGAUCUCUACAAGCUGGACCCCCAGUACCGAGACAAGGCUGACCGGCGCAUCCUAGCCCUCAACGGCGACACGCUGGAGCUCCAGACCGGUGACUCCUCCGCCAAGGAGUACCGGUCCCUAAACUCAGUUAUCAUCCCCCUUUCCACUUAUUUUUCCAUCCUCGGAUCGGCAAUUGCCCCCAUGACCCCAUCCAUAGGAUUGGUCAUCUCGGGCUUCUGGGCUUACACAGCAUCGCUGAUGCAAUUCGCCUCGGAAUACAACUGGGCCGCGGUGCACGCCUACCACGCCGACUUCUUUACAGCUCGGCGACGAGAGAUGCAGACGGGCGACUACAGCAAAUGGGGCCGCAUAGAUCUGGACAUCCAGACCCACCGCUUGUUCGGCCACAACAAAGCGGCGCGCCCCAAUGCUCCCGCACCCAGUGGCACAAAGACGAGAAAGGCAGGCGGUACCGGCUAUUGCAUCAAGUACAAUACCGGACACUGCACAACGAGCCCUUGCCCCUGGGGUCGCCCACACACAUGCUCCACAUGCGGCCAAGGGCACCCGGUAACCGAGCACAAGUAG